AUGAUUGAAGAACUGCUGGCACUUCUGCACGCGCUUCUGGAGAGGCACCAAGCCCUGUGCAUCGAGAACCACCAGCUCCUGAAGCAGCUGCGACUGUUGGUGUGUGAGCGGGCCAGGCUGCUGCGCCAGGUAUGUCCGCCGAGCUGUCCAGUGCCCUACCCCUCACGGUUUAGCGGUGAGAGUGGCCGGCUCCCUGAGUUUAUCAUGCAGACCAUGUCUUACAUGCAUGUGAAUGAGGAGCACUUCUGCAACGACGCCAUGAAAGUGGCAUUCCUGAUCAGCCUCCUCUCCGGGGAAGCCGAGGAGUGGGUGAUGCCUUACAUCGAGUCAAAUAGCUACAUCCUUGGUAAUUAUCAGGCCUUUGUUGAUGAGAUGAAGCAGUAUUUUGGCUGGGCUACCGACGACGAAGAUGAUGAUGAUGACGAGGAUGAAGAAAUGGAGGAUGAUUAG
Messenger RNA from Arvicanthis niloticus (Nile rat), 450 nucleotides. The record is from RefSeq and is a predicted model, not a curated record. NCBI's taxonomy places the organism in Eukaryota, Metazoa, Chordata, Mammalia, Rodentia, Muridae.